ACGAGCAGGAGGAGGAUUACCGCUACGAGGUGCUCACGGCCGAGCAGAUUCUGCAACACAUGGUGGAAUGUAUCCGGGAGGUCAACGAGGUCAUCCAGUGCAUAUUGGGUACUUCCAGAAGUAUGAAUUCAGUGAUGCAAAGGACAGGCGGGCUGCAGCAGCAAAGAAUCCAGCAACUAUCACAAGAAUACUCCUUAGCCACUUCAAUUGGGAUAAAGAGAAGCUAAUGGAAAGGUACUUUGAUGGAAACCUGGAGAAGCUCUUUGCUGAGUGUCAUGUAAUUAAUCCAAGUAAAAAGUCUCGAACACGCCAGAUGAAUACAAGGUCAUCAGCACAGGAUAUGCCUUGUCAGAUCUGCUACUUGAACUACCCUAACUCGUAUUUCACUGGCCUUGAAUGUGGACAUAAGUUUUGUAUGCAGUGCUGGAGUGAAUAUUUAACUACUAAGAUAAUGGAAGAAGGCAUGGGACAGACUAUUUCGUGUCCUGCUCAUGGUUGUGAUAUCUUAGUGGAUGACAACACAGUUAUGCGCCUCAUCACAGAUUCAAAAGUUAAAUUAAAGUAUCAGCAUUUAAUAACAAAUAGCUUUGUAGAGUGCAAUCGACUGUUAAAGUGGUGUCCUGCCCCAGAUUGCCACCAUGUUGUUAAAGUCCAAUAUCCUGAUGCUAAGCCUGUUCGCUGCAAAUGUGGGCGCCAGUUUUGCUUUAACUGUGGAGAAAAUUGGCAUGAUCCUGUUAAAUGUAAGUGGUUGAAGAAAUGGAUUAAAAAGUGUGAUGAUGACAGUGAAACCUCUAAUUGGAUUGCAGCCAACACAAAGGAAUGUCCCAAAUGCCAUGUCACAAUUGAAAAGGAUGGCGGUUGUAAUCACAUGGUCUGUCGUAACCAGAACUGUAAAGCAGAGUUUUGCUGGGUGUGUCUUGGCCCUUGGGAACCACAUGGAUCUGCCUGGUACAACUGUAACCGCUAUAACGAGGAUGACGCAAAGGCAGCAAGAGACGCACAGGAGCGAUCUAGGGCAGCUCUGCAGAGGUACCUGUUCUACUGCAAUCGCUAUAUGAACCACAUGCAGAGUCUACGCUUUGAGCACAAAUUGUACGCUCAGGUGAAGCAAAAAAUGGAAGAGAUGCAGCAGCAUAACAUGUCCUGGAUCGAGGUGCAGUUCCUGAAGAAAGCAGUUGAUGUCCUCUGCCAGUGUCGUGCCACACUCAUGUACACUUAUGUCUUCGCUUUCUACCUCAAAAAGAAUAACCAGUCCAUUAUCUUUGAGAAUAACCAAGCAGAUCUAGAGAAUGCCACAGAGGUGCUUUCGGGCUACCUUGAAAGAGAUAUUUCCCAAGAUUCUCUACAGGAUAUAAAGCAGAAGGUACAAGAUAAGUACAGAUACUGUGAGAGUCGACGAAGGGUUUUGUUACAGCAUGUGCAUGAAGGCUAUGAAAAAGAUCUGUGGGAGUACAUUGAGGACUGAGAAUGGCCCUGCAUAAAAUGAACUCUGAAAACUUUACCAUCUAGAGUGCUCAUGCAAUUAAAACAAACAAAACAAACACAAACAAGGAGGCACUAAGCCCAUUCUGACACUGCUGGUCUAUAGUACCAGAAUUCUGUUUGUUAACGGAAAAUUUAAGUAAAUUAUAUUGUAAUAAAAAAAGGUAGAUAAACCAUUGUACAACAGUAUUCUAGGCCGCCAACAAAAGUGUGGCAACCACACUGAAAGCCCUCCAACUUUAACUUGUAGCUUCAUUCUCAAAGCUGACUCGUUUUUUUUCUUUUUCUUUUCCCUGAGUAUAGUACAGUUAAAAUUUAAAACAGGUCCUUGACACUGCUUUUCAUGCCCAAACCAGCCAUUUUGUUGUACUUUGGUAAAGGACCUCUUCCCCUUCAUCCCCUACACAUACAAAUACACCUAUACACAGAGACUGACUCUUUCUCUCAUACCCCAAGGUAAUGAGUGAAUGAUGAUUAGUUCCUUGUAAAGAAAAUUCUUGGGGUGGGAAGGGGAUAGGCAGCAGGCGGAAUUAAAAAAAAACAACAAAAAAAAAACUUUGUAUAUGACUUUUAAAACAAGAGGACAACACAGUAUUUUUCAAAAUUGUAUAUAGCGCAUAUGCAUGGACAAAGCAAGCGUGGCACGUGUUUGCAUAAUGUUUAAUUACAAAAAAAUAUUUAUUCUUUAAAAAUCUUCCAAGAU
Miniopterus natalensis is the source of this 2185-nucleotide messenger RNA. NCBI's taxonomy places the organism in Eukaryota, Metazoa, Chordata, Mammalia, Chiroptera, Miniopteridae. The record is from RefSeq and is a predicted model, not a curated record.